Melanaphis sacchari is the source of this 2174-nucleotide messenger RNA. RefSeq names its product dynamin-1-like protein. The record is from RefSeq and is a predicted model, not a curated record. Lineage: Eukaryota; Metazoa; Arthropoda; Insecta; Hemiptera; Aphididae. The transcript is spliced from 2 exons. Gene Ontology annotation, molecular function: GTP binding; microtubule binding; GTPase activity. Gene Ontology annotation, cellular component: membrane; microtubule; cytoplasm. The coding region runs from base 35 to 2023 and encodes 662 amino acids.
AUAGGUAUUUUUAAUUUAAUUAAAGUUGAACAAUAUGGAGUCCUUAAUCCAGAUCAUAAACAAAUUACAAGAAGUUUUUGCUGUAAUUGGUGAACAUCAAAUUGAUUUACCUCAAAUUGUUGUCGUUGGAUCUCAGAGUUCUGGAAAGAGCUCUGUUCUAGAAAGUUUGGUCGGCAAAUCAUUUUUGCCUCGAGGUACAGGUAUUGUAACUCGUGCUCCGCUCAUUCUGCAAAUGGUAAGAUUUACCACAGAAGAUCAACAACAUAUGAUAAAAUUGUCAAAAAAACAUGAUAUUAAAUGUUGGGCAACUUUUCACCAUAAGCCUGAAAAAAUUUUUGAUGAUUUCGAUGAAGUUAGACUGGAAAUCGAAAAUCAAACUGAUAUUCUAGCUGGUACCAACAAUGGUAUCACACAUGAACCGAUCAUUUUAAAAGUGUUUUCACUUGCAUACGAUCUUACGUUUGUUGAUCUCCCUGGUAUAACCAAAGUACCAGUAGGAGAUCAACCGGAAGAUAUAGAUGAACAGAUACAAGAACUUAUAUUAAAAUAUGUUCAAAAAGAAAAUGCUAUUAUUUUAGCUGUUGUAACGGCUAAUACCGAUCCGUCUACUUCAGAAAGCUUAAAAAUAGCUAGAAAAAUGGACCCAAAUGGGUUAAGAACAAUUGCUGUCGUAACAAAACUCGAUCUUAUCGAUAAAGGUACUAUUCAGGACACUACUGAAUUUCUGUGUGGAAAUAAAAUCCCUGUGAAACUUGGAAUUAUUGGUGUAGUAAAUCGUAGUCAAAAAGAUAUUAACGAUAAAAAAUCAAUGAAAGACACAUUAAAAUCUGAAAGAGAUUUUCUAAGAUUAAAUUACCCAGAAAUUUAUAAAAACCACGGUAACAAAGUGUUAGCUAAAACAUUACAAAAUGUUUUAGUUAAACACAUAAAAAAAACGUAUCCAAUUUUACUCAAAAAUUUACAAGAUACCAAAUAUAAACUAGAAGAAGAAUUGAAAACAAUGCAAACACCAGACAGCAAAAUUUCAUUUGUAUUAACUUUAUUGAAAAAUAUAUCCAAGUCCUAUUGUGAUACAAUAUUGGGAAAUAGAAAAGAUGUUUCGGAUAAAAUAAUUAUGGGCGGUGCACGCAUUUCUGAAAUAAUAAAUGAUGAAUAUUUGGAUAAAAUAAACAAUAUUGACCCGCUACAAGACUUGUCGGAUAAACAGAUAUCUAUAAUCCUUUCAAAUACUUCUGGGAUCACUAAAAGUUCAUUUGUAAAUGAAAAAGCAUUGCAAAAUAUGAUUUUCAGACAAAUUAAAAAUCUAAUUGAACCGUCCAUGUGUAGUGUGGACUUCGUACGUGUAGAAAUGCUAAAAAUUUUUGAUUUCAUCGAUGAAAACAUUUUGGAUACACUUAAAAGAUUUCCUCGCAUAAAUUCAGAUGUUAGAAAUGUUCUCAACAAAAUGCUGGAUGAAAAACUAACUGAUUUAAAAGAAUUUAUAAAGUCUUACAUAGAGACCUAUCAGACAUGUCUUAAUACAACCAAUCCAAAUUUUUUAUUUCAAUUAGUUAAAUCAUCAGUUGAUUUGCAAGAUGAAAAUAUUGCAGCACUUAUGAGUAUCUCGAACAAUAAAAUAUGUUUUGAAGGAGAUGAAGAAAAUGAAACAGUUGAUGAAAAGUUUAAAAUAGAACAGUUUAAACAAAUGUUAUCAGGUUUAAACGAAUUGGAUACUACUAACACAGAAACAUCGAAACAAGUGAAGGUCCAUAAAUGCUUAACACAAUGUUAUUUUGAUUUUAUCAAGGAAAUAAUAAGAGAUUUUGUGCCUAAGCGAAUACAUCACAAAAUGGUGAAAUUAGUUUUGGAGGAUUUCGAACACGAAUUAAACGAAAAUGUUUUUACUUCAUAUGUUAUCAAUCAAUCAUUUGAAGAAAUAAUGGUUGAGGAGGAGGGCGCGUUAGAAGAACGUAAACGAGUUGAAGAAUUGUUAAACGCGGUCAAUUUAGGACUAAAAAAUAUGAUAGAUAUACAGUGUUUUUGAUUAAAAAAAUAAUAUCAAAAGUUAGUGUUAAUGAAUAUGCUUAGACAAAAUAUUUAAAAGUAAAAAUUAUAAGAUUAAUUAUUUAAUAUUCAAUAGCGCUUAACUCAUAUUAUGAUUUGGAAAGAAUUAAAAAUAUAAAUAUUGUACCGUU